Molecule: messenger RNA, 4178 nt
Organism: Stereum hirsutum FP-91666 SS1
Lineage: Eukaryota; Fungi; Basidiomycota; Agaricomycetes; Russulales; Stereaceae
Exons: 2
Coding region: 33-3437 (1134 amino acids)
Source: RefSeq, a predicted model, not a curated record
AGACCUUGAUUCCUGGAACAGACAGUGCCGUCAUGCCUUCCGCAUUCGACAACUUAUUUUUCGACCCCAUCACCAAGAAAAUGAAAGACAAGAAGAAUAAGCGAAAUCAUAAUCGAAAGCGUUCGCCAGGCCAUGAAAAGAAGAAGAAGAACAUAUUCUUCACCUGGCAUAUGUUCGUGGAAGAUGUCGAGAGGUUUGCUGCUGCAAAUGACCCCGAGUAUAUUCCACAGAACUUUCAGCGACAAGAUUUCGUCAGAAUGGCAGGGAAGAUGUGGAGGGAAUUGCCGUUGGAUGACAAGGUGAAGCUAAACCUCAUAGGCAUAGCAGAAGCCAAGCUCUUGAAAGCAAUAGCUUUAAAGCGUUUGAGACUUCCCCAGUAUCUCGAGCGCGGUAACCCUACGGCGAGGAAGAAGUGGAAGGAAAUCGCUGAAGCAGCUGAGAGAGGUCGAGGUAGUAAUACAGCGGCACGCCCAGGAAAACGGAAGGACAGAGAUGAUGGUGACGCCCAGGUGGAUACAUUAAACGGUGAAGGAGACAGGAGCUCAUCGUCGAAGAAGAGGCGAAUUUGGAACGUAGACGAAGAACAUUACGAGGACCCAGUUCCCGCACCACCGUCCUCACGGAGCGCGCCCUCUGGUAAAGGUUUCGACUCUCUACCUCGUCGGCUCGCGAAGUUCUUCGAGACAGUUCGUACGGCGCUGCUGAAGCUGGAUCCCAGCGGGCUGCAUGGAUUUCUCAUGCUUGUCCCUACCAAUACACAAAUCUACCGCUCGAUGCUCUCCGCUGUUAAAUCAUCGACCGCUUCUUCCUCCUUCGGUCCACAACCACCCGAGGUAUACGAAACUAUGGCAAAGAGAGGCCUCCUUGAGUCUUUCCUCAAGGGAACAUUUCCGCGACCACGGGUGUUUGACCCUCGAUUGUUCCCGGAUUCGUCGACGAAAACUACGAGCGAGAUCCACCGCGAGUUCAUUUUCGUUAACAAGCAUCUCGUGAGCGUCUUCAAGAAGACCGACUCGGAGAAAGCGAAAUCCUCCCCCAAGGACCUCGAACAGGACACGUUCAAGACCUUCAUCACCCUGGUUGUUAUCCUUCACAACCUCGGGCAUGCUCUCUCGUCGCACUACAGUGGUCCUGGGAUCACAGCCCAUGUCGCAUCUUUCCCGUAUCACAUUAAGACCAGAUCUGACGAUGACCGGAAGUCGUCCAUGGUAUUUUUUCCUGAGCCAGGGUUCUUAGUCGAGCAGGCCUUCUUUGGUGGCAUCAUCGGGGUCGCCUGGGAGCAUGACUUUGACCGAAGUGCAAGAAAACCUCAGCUCUGGACGAACCAGAUCAAGUCCCUUUCUAUGCACUGUAGAGGCGGGAGUACGUAUGCGCUAGAUGCAUCGCUUCUCCAGGCCAAGCUCGACCGCCAGGACUUCGAUGUUCCCUUCGAUGUAUCCAACCUCCCUCGACUAUCGCUGUCGAACAUCAGUCUACGCACAUGCGCGAAUUUGAACUCUGAUCAUCUUCAUCUCUCGAUCAUGGGGGACGAUACAGGCCAUCUAUUUCGAGGCAAACACUCCCUACCGUCCUCCGCGUACGAACGUUACGAGAUUUUCGACGAUACGAGUGCACAAGGCUCGAUGCCACCGCCACCCGCGCCACUCUGGAAUUCAAAAGACGUGGCGCCCGCGGCGUGGGCCCAAACCCAGCCAGGGACUGCUUCCACUUCGCAAUCACACCAACUCUCGCGCCAUCAAGCCUCGUCUUCGCGCUCUGGACUGCACACCCACACCCAUCCAUAUUCCAGUUCACAAACACAGCCGCACCAGACGCAGCAUCCGCCCGGGUCACAUCCCCCAUCGCAGCCAGACUGGUCAUCCACCAGUGCAGCGUCGACAUCUUCGGACCCAUACUCUACUCAAACCGUCCAUGAUUCAUACAUACCUGGUGCCCAUCCUCAAUCCUACGCCCAACCUUCCCAAUCCGUCUCCACAACGUACCCUCCCACUACCUCUCUCCCUCAGAAUCAAUCACAUUCCAUCGCCGAGAUCGCCCAAACACCAGCUUCUCAGCUUUAUCCUCCACAAUCUUACCCGUCUCGCCCGCCUCCACCGCCCAGUCCCGUCAACCUUCCGGUCGACCAAGCGACCCUUGACCUCUUCGCAGCCCAAGCCCUCGGCAUCGGAGGUGGCGCUGACGUCGAUGAUCUUGACUGGAUGGCUGAUCUGGAGGAUGGCGAUGGUGAAGGUUCUUGGGAUCAAUACGCGGAUCAAAUCCAGUACUAUGCCGUCGACGAGGAGGGAGAUUCGGACGGCGAGCAGGACGAGGAAUCAGGCCGGGACACGACCGCGCAAGCUCCGCUCGAGGGCAGCGUUCUAGUGGAUGCGCAAGGUCAGGCUGUUAUGCCUGCCUACAACCAGUCCCAUGUUCACAACGUCAUGGAUGCAUCGUACGGAGCAGUAGUCGCCGCGGACGCUGGUUGUCCUCAAACUAAACCCUCUGACCCCGGAGCAUACCAGGCUCCCGUUCCCGCCGUCGGUUUACACGGUGUGCCGCAGAACGAGUACGUGACUUGGCCGUCACAAGCGUCGCAGGCGGAGUACAGUGCUCAGAUGCACUCGGGCGUUGAACCUGAUGGCGCGGUAUACGCCUUUGUACCUGAUCCGAGUCUGCUCUCUACCGUCGACGGUCCCAGCUCAGGCUUUCCCUACGCCUACCCUCUUCCCGAAUCUACCAGCACGCAUACGGGUGGAGGAUAUUAUGGAGAUUUUCAGCAGUAUCAGUCACAACCCUUCGACCCUAGCGCCGCCGCUCCUCAGGUGCCCAUCGGUGGCGGGUCGUACGCUGUGCCACAAAAGCAUUACCCCUACGCGGAGCCGGUUAUCAACACAACUCAGGCCCAGCCGUACCCGUCUACCGCCUCUACUGCUCAGAUGCCUGCCGACGCUACAGGCUCGGCGUAUCCUGCACCAUACCCACAGCAACAGCAUUAUCUCUACCCUAGCCAGGGUCAGACCCCAGGUUACGAUCCCAUCCCUGCAACAUCUGCCUAUGGACCGGCCACUUCGUACGAACCUCAGCAGCAAUACCCUCAGACCCAAACUUACGUCUAUCCUGGUCAAGACUACCAACCCGUCUCUGGGUCUGUUCACAACUAUCAAACCGCGCAAAGCGGCGAAUUCGCUCAGGCUGGGGCUCAGUAUUUUUCGACGCAAUAUGCGCCCUAUCCGACAAGUGCAGGUGUCCCAGUCUCAGUCGAUGCGACUUCAAACCCAAUGACACAUGCUCAGACUCCGGUCACUGCUGCGUCGUUCCACGGCGGUGCUGAGCAAGGGCCGGGUACUCAGUAUGGGUAUACGAUCGCACCACCUCAGGCUGGCGGAUCGGGGUAUCUCCCACCUUCGAAUGCAAGCGCGAAUGCGAACGGAGAAUGGCGGGGUGGAUAUAGUUCGUAGAGGGGGAUCGUCCUUUCGUGGGUGGCUCGCGCUGGAGGUUAGUAUGUGGCGUGGCGUGGCGUGCGUUGGUGGAUGUGGACGGAUGCGUUCAACUCAAGUCACGGUUGCUUUCUGUGUCUUUCUUCUUCUUCUUCUUCUUCUUCUUCUCUCUUUAUCUCUCUCUUAUUUAGCUUCGUUCUACUUUCUCUUAUGCUAACCACGUGUACGUACGUUUUCCCUUCGCUCCGUUCGUCCUUCACUGGAGCUCUAGGAUGCAUUGUUAUUAGCUAACGUUCUGGACUCUGUUUUUGUCCCGGCUCGGAAGCACAGAUUUUCAUGCUACUUAGUUGCUGGAUCUUUCUUACUUAUAUCAUUCGUCGUUCUCCAUCUUCGUCUUUCUACUUUUUCUUUUCAGGCCUCCGGGUCUUUGGAUAUCUUCGUUCUCAGAGUCUAUAUCGCAGACUCGAAUCUUUUUUGCGACUUUCUUCAUGCGCGAUUGGAUGGAUGGAUCUGCUGUACUGUACUGCUAAUAAAACGCACACCGAGUGUCUUCGCGCCUUCUCUCCUCGCCUUUUUUUCCUUUUUUUCCUCCCCUCUGUCUUCUUCACAAUUUUAUUUUUCUAUUUUUCUCUCUGGAUCUAUAUCUCUAACACUAUAUCCACUCCUCUCUGGAUCUCACCGCUGCGUCACAUCUCUACAUGGAAGCAAACCAUUACAGAAUCUGUUGUACUCACUGACCUUUGAAAUUAUUCUUCGACACCC